Molecule: messenger RNA, 258 nt
Organism: Pestalotiopsis fici W106-1
Lineage: Eukaryota; Fungi; Ascomycota; Sordariomycetes; Amphisphaeriales; Sporocadaceae
Exons: 1
Coding region: 1-258 (85 amino acids)
Biological process (GO): translation
Cellular component (GO): mitochondrion; large ribosomal subunit
Molecular function (GO): structural constituent of ribosome
Source: RefSeq, a predicted model, not a curated record
AUGGCCUUUUUCCGCGUUACCCUCCACCGCUCCGCCAUCGGUCUACCCGAGCGCACGCGCGGCGUGCUGGCCGCCCUGGGCCUGCGCAAGCGCACCCAGACCGUCUACCACCCCGUCUCGCCCCAGUUUGCCGGUAUGAUUUACAAGGUCAAGGAGCUGGUCAAGGUGCAAGAGGUCGACCGCGCCCUGACGCCCAAGGAGAUGCGCGAGGAGAGGAGGCCCGAGAGGGGGUUUUACCUCGAGACGCCGCGGGUGUAG